Messenger RNA from Carassius auratus (goldfish), 7123 nucleotides. Its product is annotated as pappalysin-1-like. Gene Ontology annotation, biological process: cell surface receptor signaling pathway; proteolysis. Bases 383 to 5290 code for a protein of 1635 amino acids. NCBI's taxonomy places the organism in Eukaryota, Metazoa, Chordata, Actinopteri, Cypriniformes, Cyprinidae. The record is from RefSeq and is a predicted model, not a curated record. The transcript is spliced from 22 exons. Gene Ontology annotation, molecular function: metalloendopeptidase activity.
UUGAAAUGCAGAUGAAGGAAAGGUGAAAGGGAAAAGAUUUUGACCUCUCCACACUGAUUGAUUAAUAAGUCAUCCCUGCAGUUUAAUUGAGAUCCAUUCAAUUGGGAAGGUGGAGCACUUGAAUGAAUUAACAUAUUCCUUUCGCCCCUCAAUCUGUGUUGAAGUGUCUUUGAAAGGGGCAAGGAAAGGGGGUCGUGGCUUAACAUUAUAAAGGAAAAAAUAAGACAGCAUUGCCGUCUUGGUUGGUGUUGAAUACGCGUCUUGACAGGCUUUUGUAAAAGCAAAAGACCGGGAAAGAUCUCCAAAGACGAGCGCUAUUUAGUAUUUUGAAAUCAUCAAAUCCCCUAUCCUUUGACAAAAAAUCUCUUCUCUCCACUUGAAAAUGAAACUUUUGCCCAUUUGCACUUGGCUCCUUUGCCUUUUGCUUUUUAUCGUGUGCUUGGGAUCUGAGUGUGGGACUCCACGGCGAAUUGAAAUGUCUAAAAGGGACAUGGUACGCAUCAGGGAAGCCAGAAGUACCUUCCUAGGACCUUGUGCCACACGCCUGCCUCGGGGCAAACGCUCACCUCCCGGGAUAGAUCGGCACUCCCCGCGCCUGUCACAGGCGGGGGAAAGCAGCCCAGGUCGGCGGAGGGCUGUUUACUUUACCGGUCGAGGAGACCAACUGCGUCUGAAGCCCAAUGCAGAGGUGCCAAGGGGAAAUUUCACCCUGGAAAUGUGGAUAAAACCUGAGGGUGGGCAGCGCUCUCCAGCUGUUAUCGGAGGUCUCUUUGAUAAAUGCUUCUACGCAUCCAGCGAUAGAGGGUGGUUAUUUGGCAUCAAAGCAUUCAGCGACCAAGCAAACCGCGACCCUCGCUUCUUCUUCUCCCUCAAAACGGACCGAGCCCACAAGCUCACCACGAUCACCUCCAAUGCACCCUACACUCCCAAUCAAUGGUCACACUUGGCCGUCACCUACAACGGUCUCUUUAUGAAGCUGUACAUAAACGGGGCACAGGUUGCUGUAAGCCGAGACCAAUCUGGGGAGAUUUUCAGCCCACUUACCAAGAAGUGCAAGGUGCUAAUGAUCGGUGGCAAUGCCUUAAAUCACAACUACAGGGGUACGAUGGAACACUUGAGCUUGUGGCACCGGGCUCUGAGCCAGCGUGAGAUCAUCAGAUACAUGGGUCACAGUUUGGGUCAGUUUGGUGACCUCUCUCAGCUGGUCAUUCAUGAGAACUUUGAGAACAUGUCAAGACGGUGGCUGACAGUGAAAGAUGGCAGCUUCCCCCGGUUGGAGGACUCAGACAGGAACCUGGCGGCUGUCCUCAGUGAUGCUGCCCUGAAACCUCCACCUUGUGGACAGACUGUAUGUGACAAUGUGGAGGUAAUUACAAACUAUUACCAGCUCUGGAGCUUCCGCAAACCCAAGACGGUGCGCUAUCGAGUGAUAAACAUUUAUGACGAUGAUGGACGGUGGCCGACGAUUACAGACCACCAGAUCAACCUUCAGCACCAGCACUUGAACAACGCUUUCCGCAUCUACAACAUUUCCUGGGAGCGCACCGUUCACAAUGUCUACAACUCGUCCUUACGGAACCGCCUAAUACUGGCCAACUGUGAUAUCAGCAAAGUAGGCGAUGAAGUGUGCGAUCCAGAAUGUAACCACAUGCUUACUGGCUUCGAUGCCGGAUACUGUAAGAGGCAGAGCACACACUGCCCCGAAUACAAGCAGGGGAACGGGGUUUGUGACCCAGAGUGUAACUGGGACAACUUCUAUUAUGAUCAUGGGGACUGCUGUAACCCCAACAUCACUGAUGUCACCAAGACCUGCUUUAAUCCUGCGUCACCCCACAGGGCCUACAUGAAUGUGAAGGAGCUGAAAGAGGUUUUGAAUUUGGAUGGAUCUACACACUUGAACAUCUUCUUUGCUAACUCUUCUGAUGAAGACAUGGCUGGCGUGGGCACUUGGCCCUGGGAUAAAGAAGCUUUAACGCAUUUAGGUGGGAUUGUUUUAAACCCUUCAUUUUAUGGUACAUUUGGCCACACUCACACCAUGAUCCAUGAGAUUGGCCACAGCCUUGGACUGUACCAUGUCUUCAGGGGAAUCUCAGAGGUGGAGUCCUGUAAUGAUGCCUGCUUAGAGACUGAGCCUUCUCUUGAGACAGGAGAUCUGUGUGUAGAUACCAAUCCCACACCCAAGUACAAGUACUGUAGAGAUCCUGAGCCAGGCAACGACACCUGCGGCAGACGUCAUUUCAUAAACACCCCCUUCAACAAUUACAUGAGCUAUGCUGAUGAUGGCUGCACAGAUUCCUUCACGCUGAACCAGGUGGCCCGGAUGCACUGUUACCUGGAUCUGAUCUACCAGUCUUGGAGACCUGGAAGCAAACCAGCUCCUGUUCCUUUAACUCCACGAGUUACGGCCCAGGAUCAAGAGUCUGUUACACUAGAGUGGUUCCCUGCCCUCACCGGCCAUUACUCAGACAGAGAAGUGGGAUCAGUUUGUGACAGAUGUACUGAAGUUGGGGUGCUCCUGCAGUAUGCCUCAAACUCCUCUUCUCCCAGACCUUGUGCUCCCUCUGGCUACUGGAGCCCUCGUGAAGCAGAAGGUCCACCAGAUGUAGAGCAGGCCUGUGAAGCGAGCGUCAGCACUUGGAGCCCCAACGCUGGUCUAGACUCAAGUAGUGUUGGUUCAGCGAUGUGCCCACCCCAGGGCUGUAUGCUGCAGCUGGAGUUUGCCUAUCCACUGGUGCCUGACUCCCUCACAGUUUGGGUCACCUUCUUCUCUCCGGAGGAGACUGGACUUCCUGCAGUUCACGACAUCCUUUUGCUGACCCUCAGUGGCAACAACAUCUCACUGGGUCCACAGUAUGUGUUCUGUGACACACCAUUGACGCUCAAACUUAAUGUGAAGGAGGAGGUGUAUGGGGUGCAGUUCUUCACCAUGGAGCAGCACUUGGAAAUCGAUGCCACAUUGCUUACCUCAAAACCAGACAAUCCCCUGUGCCGGUCGUGUCAUCCUCUACGCUAUAGACUGAUUCGUCAGCCACCAUUCACACAUUCACCACAUGGGCUGAUCCUUCAGGAACCCACUCUGAGAUAUGUGGACAGGGACAUAAAGCCUGAUGAGACAUACACCUACCACGUGCUGACAGUGUCUAGAAGAGCAGAGAGUGAACCAUCUCCUCCUCUCUCUCACCAGCUGGGCUCCCCCUACUGUGGAGAUGGACUCAUCCAAAAAUAUCUUGGAGAGCAAUGUGAUGACAUGAACUUCGCUAAUGGAGAUGGCUGCUCAAAUCAGUGCAAGAAAGAGCCGUUGUUCAACUGUGUUGAUGAGCCCAGCUUGUGUUACGUCUACGACGGUGAUGGUGUGUGUGAGGACUUUGAGCGGGAGGCGAGCGUAAGGGACUGUGGCCUCUUCACCCCGAGCGGCUUCCUGGAUCAGUGGGCCACUGCGGUGCAGGUGUCCAAUGAGGAGAAGAUACACUGUCCAGCGGAGGUGGCUGCUGGAUAUCCUGCAGUGACAAAGAGCUGUCAGUCGAAGGUGUUCGACCUGUCACAUGGCGUGUCUCAGUACGCUUGGUUUCCUUGUGAGGAGUCUCAGCAGCACGGCUGGACUUCACGAUUUUGGCUGAAGGCCUAUUACGCCCAUCCUAUGGUGGCUGCCGCAGUCAUCAUACAUCUGGCUGCUGACGGAACAGCCGACAUCGACCAGAGACAACACAACAUUACUGUUCAGCUGCUGGACACUAAGGAGCAAACCCACCCUCUCGGGGACUGGAGGCUGAGCUGCCGGAACAAUCCACUGGUAAUUCCUGUGAGUCAUGACCUGAGUGUGGCCUUCUACCGGACAAAAGCCAUUAUAGUGAGCUUCAGCUCUUCUCUGGUGGCCAUCUCAGGUGUUGGGCUGCGUUCCUUUCAAUAUUUUGACCCCAUCACUAUCAGCGGCUGCCAGAGCAAUGAAAUCUACAACCCCAUGGGCCAAAGUUGUGUUCAUUACUCGUGUGACGCCACUGAAUGUCAGAAGCCUUUGGUCAGUAAUGCGGAGAUGAAGUGCAGUAGUCCUGGAUACUUCAACGGAGCUCGCUGCACCAUCACCUGCAACCGAGGAUAUACACUGAAGAUACACCGAGAUGAUGAUAUCAUUAAAACACAGUCUGAAUCCACAGUGACCCUCACCUGCGCAGAUGGGAAAUGGAACAAGCAGGUGACCUGUGAACCUGUGGACUGCGGGCGCCCUGACAAGUACCACGUGCACCCGGCUGUCUUUGAAUUCUCUGAGGGAACCACCUACGGCAAGAAGUGCACUUUUCAAUGCCGGGAACCGGCUCAGCUUGUGGGUAGUAAUAACGAGCUGACGUGUAUGGAGGAUGGCAUGUGGUCCUUCCCUGAGGCUCUUUGUGAGCUUCGCUGUCCAGUCCCUCCUCCAGUACCUAACGCUGUCCUGCAGACCAAACGCUGCAAUGCCACAGGCCUCAAAGUUGGGUCUUUCUGCAAGUACAAAUGCAAGCCUGGCUACCAUGUUCCCCAUACAGACAAGACCCAGAGGUCAGUGCCUGUGAUGUACCACAGGCGUGCAUUUAAGCGGCAGUGUACGGAGGAUGGAACCUGGCAGUCGGGUGAGUGUGUGGCAGUCACAUGUGAGCCACCUCCUCCCAUUUUCCAUGGUACCUACAAGUGCACAAAUGGCUUUCAGUUCAACAGCGACUGCUGGAUCGACUGCAACAGGGCUAACCACACGGUGAGACAGCACAGCCGCUGCAAGCAGGUUCCUUCCACCAACGUGAUCCAAUGCAGAAAGGACGGGAACUGGACCGGUUCCUUUCGUCUCUGCCCCAACCUGACAGGCCAGUGUUCCCUUCCACAGAAUCUCAGCCCAACUAUCCAUCUCAACUGCAAGGAUGGAUAUGACAUAGGAAAGGUGUGUGAGGUGGCCUGUAGAGAUGCUAGCAGCAGUGUGGUCCUCCUGCCCAGCAACAUGAGCAAUGCAGCUGUGAUGAAAGACCACUGGUGGAACCCACCCAAAGUUAAGAACAUUGUAUGCACUAUGGGACUAAAGUGGUACCCUAUCCCAGAGGCCCUCCACUGCAUAAAGGGAUGCGAACCGUUCAUGGGUGAUAAUUACUGCGACGCCAUCAACAACCGAGCAUUCUGCAACUAUGAUGGGGGAGACUGUUGCCAUUCUACUGUUAAAACCAAAAAGGUGAUUCCAUUCCCUAUGUCGUGUGACAUUCGAGAGGACUGUGCAUGUCGAGACCCCGACGCCCAGGAGAACAACAAAGGAGUCCGCCACAGGUCCAUUGGCUGAGCUUGGUACCCCCUGUGGCACCCAGGGGGCCUGCUGGGUAACCAUUUCUUCUCUACAUGCUGCUUACAAGAGGGCCUUCCCACUCACACCGCACUCCAACAUGCCCUCGUUUCCUCAUCAAACCUCGACAAUUUAAGAGUGUACGACACUCAAAAACAAAUAACCAACCAAACACAUCAACAACAGGUUUCGCAAAGGACAAGAAGUGGAAGUUUUAUGAAUGACUUCUGGCAAUAGCAACCAUAGAUGUCAUCAACCUAAAGCUCAAACCAGCCUGGGCUGACGGUUUUGUUGUUUUAUGUUUGCUUUCAUUGAUCAUUAUUUGUAAAGCGCAACCAUGGCAAUGUUGUUUUUAUGUAGAGCCAGAGGAAUAAGGGAGGAAAGGGAAAAAAUGCAGCUGUUAAUGUUUGACUGCAGUCAGAAAAUGGGACGAUUCCAAUCGAGUCAAAUUGCAAGACUUCCAAACUAAAGCAAAUCGGUGAAUGAGAGGACCUCUGAUGCUUCCACGAUGCCCCUUAACACCUGACCUCCGAGACCGUCUCGAUGACACUUUAGCCAUACGCUGUGUCCUCUCAAAUCAAGUGUUCUCCGUCUUCUUAUAUUAACCAUUUCAGAUAUCAAAGAGGAAAUAGAUACAAAUGGACCCUAACAUCAAAUCCCAAUCUGUGUCACACGAAUGGCUUGCACUCCUCUGCAUGUUUGAGCUGCUCGUACUCACUUGGAAAAAAAAAAUCUGGCUGACAACCUCAGCGCCUGUAUGAAACAUCGAGGGAUGAUGGGAAUGUUUCACAGCGCAUAGGAAGAUGUACGAGUGCAGCUGCUGUGGCCCUAAAUCACAAAAUCCUGUAUAUCAGCAAGAAAUGCACAAAUCUGAUGCCGAAAAAUCAUCAGAGGAGGUGUUGAUCCAGUGAGUUACAUCCAGAGAGAGAGAGAGCUUGUGAAAGAAGCUGUGUUAGCACAGCUGUUGCUGCUAGUUAUGCUGCCAUGGCAAUGCAGCCAAUUCUGUCUAUGGACAAUUUGUAGCUUAGUCUGCCAUAGAUUUUACCUCUGGUCAAAAUGCAGUUAUGUCAACUUUACAGGAAUAUAUAUAUUCAUAUAAACGCAUUCUAUAUACACAUUUAUAUAUUCAUAUAAACAGCUUUAUACGUGUAGAUAUGCCAACAGGUUCCCCUCUGCAGAAAAAAGGCUGUUUUGUUUGGGCUGUCAAAGUUCACACACUAAUUGACUUAAUGGUUUCAGUCUGUUCUGUGUGAUUUUCCGAAAAGUGAUCUGAGCUGAACAUUCAGAGCUCAUUGAAAUGGAUUGCGCACCCGUGUUGCUAUCAGUAAAUGAAGAAAGAUGUUCUUUACAGAUGACUUAUUUAUAAAUCAAUCCCUGAUGGGACGUAUUUCCUGCCUGCGUGUUUGAUAGCUAUGAUUAAUGUUAAUAAUUAGAUUCACUACAGAAUUUCUUUUUGAAACGAGUAAAAAUGAACGCGUCUGGUGUCAUAUAUAUAUAUAGACAUAUCAUCUACAGUACAUCAAUUGCCACGCUCAAAUACACAUAUUCCCCGAAACUGAUUGUGUUAAUGCCGUGCAUUAGAACUAUGAAACAGAUUAUGAGAUUAAUCAUUUUCAUAGAUUGAUAGCCCUUUUAGAGACUCAGUAGCCAAUGAGAUCACUGACUAAAAGAGAAAUACAAUUAUAUACACGCUGACACAGCAUAUCCCGGACACAAUUAAUUACUCAUAUAAAAUGUGCAGUCAGUCAGCGUUUCCUUGUUGAUGAAGAAUAGCUGAAGGGUAUUCAGGACAAUAACAUAUUUUAUUAGAAGCCAUGUGUCCAUAAAAAAAAA